Molecule: messenger RNA, 1520 nt
Organism: Aspergillus wentii DTO 134E9
Lineage: Eukaryota; Fungi; Ascomycota; Eurotiomycetes; Eurotiales; Aspergillaceae
Exons: 1
Coding region: 171-1280 (369 amino acids)
Source: RefSeq, a predicted model, not a curated record
CACAACAAUAUUGGACUUUUUAUCGACGCAUGCGUCCAUUUUGUGAUGAAACCCAAUUUUUGCAUAUAAACUGGCUGUUUGCGGAAAAGGGCAGAACAAGAAAAUCUUGAAAGUGAUCAUCGCCAGAUCUUGUCGAUAUCACGAACAUACAUCUUAUUCUCUUCUGCAAAAUGGGAGGACCAUAUCGACCCAAAGAGGCCCUCGUUGGAGGAGUACCAACAGUCAAAGUCGAUAUACCGAUAUGUGCAGUCUUCCUUGCCCUCUUCGUGGGAGGCGCCGUCUCCCAUAUGGGCCUAUUUCGACACAACAUGAUGAGGAAACAUAAGUUCAUUCCAUCCGCUGUGACUUUUGGUUUUUGCAUGUCUCGUAUUUCUGCAAACUCGGUCAGGAUUGCCUGGGCGUGUCAUCCAGAGAACCUUCAGUUGGGGAUCGCGGCCCAGAUCUUCGUCGCGGCCGGUGUUGUCCUCCUGUUUAUCUUGAAUCUGCUCUACUCGCAACGGAUGCUACGCGCAGCGCACCCACAUGUUGGUUGGACACGACCGGUGUCUCUAGCCUUCAAGCUUCUUUAUCUGCUCAUCAUCCUCACCAUCGCAAUGGCCAUCGUCGUGACCGUGCAGAGCUCGUAUAGCUUGAAUAACAACACCCACCGGAUCGACCGAGAUGUCCUGCUAUACGUCUCCACUUUCUUCGCUGUGGUCACUUUCCUACCUCUCCUGAUAGUCCCCACCGUUCUCAUAUGCCCGCGAAGAAACGAGCGCGUCGAGAAAUUCGGGAAAGGCAGCUGGCGAGCCAAAGCCGCCAUCAUCUGUUUGGUGGCCGUUUUGCUCUGUCUAGGCGCUUCAUUCCGCGCAGCCACAGUAUGGGAACCGCCUCGACCAGCUGGUGAUCCGGCCUGGUAUCACAGCAAGGCAGCAUUUUACGUAUUCAACUUCACCCUGGAGAUCAUCGUCGUGUACAUAUACCUCUUCGUCCGCAUGGACCUGCGUUUCCACGUGCCCAACGGCAGCUCCAAGGUGCGACACUACCGUGGCAACUUCCAGGAUUUAGCCACGGAACAACCCGAGAGCAGCCCAACAGACGAGAAACAAGAGGACCGAAAAGAAGGAGAAAAUGUAGAACAAGAGGUGGAGGUCAACCGGGACCUUGAAAGCAGCGGUGUCAGUCUCUCUGAAGUCCCUAUUACCUCGCAAAAGGAACAGCCUGGGAAGACGGUCGAUUCACUCCCCAGCUCACAGGAACCAGAGCAUAGCGCAGAACAAAUCACUGAGAUCCGGGAGUGAUGUUGCUGUUAGUCUCUUUAGUAGUAUUUGACAAAGGUUACAGCGAGGGAGUCUGGUGUUGGGAUUUAUUCACUUAUCAACUUGUUCUUCAACAGGGCAUAUAUACAGUCGCUCUCAUAAUAAUAAGUAAUAAUUCAUGUACUGCAUUCAAUCAAUCAAUCAAUAUUAUCCAUCUUCAACUUACUCCAGUCCAAACAAUAUGACUUCAACCCUAUGUAAACAUGCGGUUAUAUCAUACCA